AUGGCGGCGGUCGCGACCUCCUUCUCUUUCUCUCCUCUUCGAUCUCCCUCACUUUUCCAACUUCACAAUCUUCCUCGAAGCCCUAAUUUACAGAUUCGAAGAAGCAUCAUCUUCAAAUCCUCGCCUCGGGAUGAUUCUCCCACCGUCGCAGCUUCUUCUAAUAAGUCGCCGGGAAAUCAGACUUUACAGAAUCUAGUGAAAUCUUCUAAACCGGGUCCUGAUCCCAAACCGGAUCCUGGGAUUGGUAAGAUUGGAAUGGAGAUUAUGUCGAUUGCAUUACCAGCUGCAUUAGCUUUGGCUGCUGAUCCUAUUACAUCGCUUGUUGACACUGCUUUUGUUGGUCAUAUUGGUUCUGCAGAACUAGCUGCGGUUGGAGUUUCGGUUUCUGUGUUCAAUUUAGUGUCGAAGCUCUUCAAUGUUCCUUUGCUUAAUGUCACAACAUCUUUUGUUGCGGAAGAGCAAGCAAUUGCAGCUAAAGAUGAUAAUGAUUCUACGGAAAAAAGGAAGAAAGUGUUGCCUUCUGUUUCAACGUCCUUAGCACUUGCUGCUGGAGUCGGUAUUGCAGAGGCGAUUGCGCUUUCUCUUGGAUCUGAUUACUUGAUGGACAUCAUGGCUAUACCUUUCGAUUCACCGAUGCGAAUACCAGCAGAGGAGUUCCUUAGACUUAGAGCGUAUGGUGCACCGCCGAUUGUAGUUGCAUUGGCUGCGCAAGGCGCUUUUCGAGGUUUCAAGGACACUACGACGCCUCUAUAUGCAGUGGUUGCGGGGAACGUGGUUAAUGCAAUAAUGGAUCCAAUUCUGAUAUUUGUCCUUGGUUUUGGUAUAUCUGGUGCUGCAGCUGCUACCGUGAUUUCUGAAUACUUGAUUGCGUUUAUUCUUCUGUGGAAGUUGAAUGAGAAUGUGGUUUUGCUCUCUCCUAAAAUUAAAGUAGGAAGAGCCAACCAGUACCUCAAAUCAGGUGGGCUUCUAAUUGGUAGAACGGUGGCACUGCUUGUUCCAUUCACGUUAGCUACUUCGUUAGUGGCUCAGAAAGGACCGACUCAAAUGGCUGGCCAUCAAAUCUGCUUGGAAAUCUGGUUGGCUGUCUCUUUACUCACCGAUGCUUUAGCCAUUGCUGCACAGAGUCUUCUUGCCACCACUUUUUCUCAAGGAGACUACAAACAAGCCCGCGAAGUUAUCUUCGGAGUCCUUCAAGUAGGUUUAGCCACUGGAACUGGUUUAGCUGCUGUUUUGUUCAUCGGAUUCGAACCAUUUUCAAGCUUAUUCACAACGGAUCCAGAAGUUUUAAAGAUUGCUUUGUCAGGAACCUUGUUUGUGGCUGGAUCUCAACCGGUGAAUGCUCUAGCGUUUGUUUUUGAUGGCCUCUAUUACGGAGUAUCUGACUUCGGAUUCGCCGCUUAUGCUAUGGUGAUUGCCGGAUUCAUAUCUUCCUUGUUCAUGCUUGUGGCUGCACCAACGUUUGGCCUUGCCGGGAUCUGGACGGGUUUGUUCCUCUUCAUGGCGUUGCGGUUAGUUGCCGGAACCUGGAGAUUGGGGACAAGAACCGGUCCAUGGAAAAUGUUGUGGUCUACUCCAGAGAAGCCAGAAUGA
Molecule: messenger RNA, 1590 nt
Organism: Arabis nemorensis
Lineage: Eukaryota; Viridiplantae; Streptophyta; Magnoliopsida; Brassicales; Brassicaceae
Source: the annotation of a GenBank genome assembly